Messenger RNA from Falco peregrinus (peregrine falcon), 6835 nucleotides. RefSeq names its product rho-related GTP-binding protein RhoG-like. Gene Ontology annotation, biological process: actin filament organization; regulation of actin cytoskeleton organization; establishment or maintenance of cell polarity. The transcript has 3 exons. Gene Ontology annotation, cellular component: cytoskeleton; cell cortex; cell projection. The coding region runs from base 2411 to 2986 and encodes 191 amino acids. NCBI's taxonomy places the organism in Eukaryota, Metazoa, Chordata, Aves, Falconiformes, Falconidae. Gene Ontology annotation, molecular function: protein kinase binding; GTP binding; GTPase activity. The record is from RefSeq and is a predicted model, not a curated record.
UAGGGAUGAGGUCUCCUAUUUAACUUUUUUUACUCUUUCUUGGCAUGCAUUCUAAAAGUCUGGCAGUUGUCUAUUCAUUUGGCGCUUGCCUAAAAACAAUGGUGAGUAAGUUGAGCUGUUGUGGAAUGGUAACACGGUCUUGAUUAAAUUGCAGGGAGCCCUUUUACUUGUCAGGUCUGGUGGCUAAGCUGCACACAUGAAAAAAUUUUUAACUCCUUUGCAUGGGUGAGGAUGGUAGGAUAUACUUAGAACUGCCCCACCCACCCAAUUCAUUAUUGAAAGUUUCUGCCUGACUUCACGUAUCAGGUGGACAGAGUGAAUCAUCUCUGAUCUAGUUUUUGUGACUGAAAGAUGAGCAAUUAAGUCAUUUAGAUAUCUUAACUUCUGCUUGCUCCUGAUAAAGCAGUAUCAAACUUCUGAGCCUGCAAGACAUUGAUCAAAGGUGGUGGCUGAACAAAACAACACAGCUCAGUACAGAUGAUUUUGGCUGAACUCCUUGUGUGUUUUCUGCUAGUUUUUGGCCAAAACAGGGCCAUAUCCAAUCUGGAAAGACAGAUAUGGAAGACCUGACAAACUGUGAAAAUGGGGUUAUCAAAGAGCAAUAUCAAAACUAAAAUCCACCUAACAAAGGGGCAUCUCGUGUUAACGUAGCAAGGGCAGAGACAUACCCUGCUAUGAAGUAAUUCCUCUGCCAAGAAUUUUUCGAAGUGCAGGAAGUAUUAAAAGCAUAAAUCUAGAAAGCCCUAGAAGAAUUCAGGUUCAUGUUUCCUCUCUGUUUUCUGUCACUGUUUUCUCCCUUCUCUCAGUAGACAGGGAACUUUCCUUCAGAAGUGUUAAAGAAAGGAUCUAGAAGUUUUUUCUCUCCUACAAAAAAAUAUUGAUGCAACAUGAAGUUAUGAUAGCUUUGUGAGGAGGGGAAGUGGAAUCCAAAUAGUGAAUUUCCCCAGCAGAUUUCUGGCUGGGUAACAGGAGAGCGAGCUGUCCAUGUUAAUAAUACUAGAAAAUACGUAAUUAGGUCAGAACAGGAGCAGCUCUCCUGAUGAUGUCUCAACAUGUCAAUUGGAAAUCUUGCACAUUCCAAAGGAAGUGCCAGGUGUGCAGGCAGUGAAUGCAGACUUUGUAGUAUCUUUUGAGAAGGAAACUAACUCAAACAGGAAUGCCAGUUUCUCGCAGGCAGUGAUGGACAAGAUAGAAAUAACUCUAAUUACAUAUUUUUGCUCCACACUUCGUUAUGGGGUGAUUGGAUUUGUUUUUUGGUUUUUUAUUCUUUGAAAAUUAUUCCCAUUCUGCUGUGACUGAUAGAACUCUUCAUGUUCUGAUGAUCUUAACUGUAACAGAAGUCCUUUCUCUAAGCAACCCAAAUUACCUCUUACUACUGUAGACUUUCCAUUCACUCCUUUUUCUCGCUGAGUAACAUUUAAACUUGGCUUUGAAGCUUAUGCCCAGCUUUCUGUUUCUAAAUUCUAAGUCUUGUUUUUAAUGUGUUGACAUGUUAAUUUGUAUUUUUCUCUUAUUCAGUUCUUGUUGCCUGUUGUACGUCGAGUUUUUCUCUCUAAGGUUUUCCCCAAAAAUUGUUUUGAAGUUCAGGAAAAAAACCAAAAAAACCAAACCAAACCCAAACAAAAAAAUCCCAGACAAACCCUAAACCAAUUUUCCUGCUCUUAAUAAUGUUUGUUGGUAAUUUUGUUUUCAGAGUAUGUUUUUUUUUUCCCCAGCAUAUAUUUAUAUUCAAAUACCAUGCAUCGCCAAGUUCAAGGGUGCUUGAGAAACAGAAAGAUUUUUCCAUGCAGAUUUCAACCCCAGCUUCUUGCUAUCUUAUGAGAGUUUUAUUGCUAGGCAAAUUGUUUACAGGAAAAAAUAGAGAUUUCAUACAUUUUGAACAAAGUGGUAUGUGGAUUUAAUAGAAAAGGCCUGAUGGCGGUAAUAUUGUUUGCUUGGUUGUGUCUUACAUUAAUAAAACCUGUGUCUUCCAUAAUGUAAAUCUUUAACCAAACUACACCUGCUCGCAGUGUACAGGUUUGAGGGGUGUAGGAGCUUCUUUCUACUCUUUUUUUGCUUAAUUUGUCUAAAUUUUGUUUUUCAGUACUACAACAUGUGUAUCCUGGUGUUAUUUUUUUCUCUGGCAUUGUAUGUGCCACACAUGAUUCCUUUCAGCUAAGAUGACCUAUUUUAAAGGAGCCCUGCAAAAAAGCAUACUUAAAAGACUACAAGCUCUAAUUGUAUUUGUGUAGUUCAUACUUAGCCUGAGGCCUGGCAUGUUUGCAUGGAGUUAUUUCCUAUUGCAAAUGUUGCUUUUCUAAAAUCCAAGCCUUAGUGAGCCCUGUUAAAUGAAAAUCUUGGUACAACUGUUCUGGAAUAAUAUAUGCAGUCCUGCUGUCAGCUUUUGAUGGACUUUGUUUCAGGGUAAAGAAUGCAGACUAUAAAGUGUGUAGUUGUUGGAGAUGGUGCUGUGGGAAAAACUUGUCUUCUCAUCAGCUAUACCACCAAUGCCUUCCCAGAAGAGUACAUCCCUACUGUGUUCGAUAACUACAGUGCCCAAAUGACUGUUGAUGGCCGGACAGUUAGCCUGAAUCUCUGGGACACUGCAGGCCAGGAGGAAUAUGACCGCCUGCGCACGCUCUCGUAUCCUCAAACCAAUGUAUUUGUCAUCUGUUUCUCCAUCGGCAGCCCCUCUUCCUAUGCAAAUGUAAGGCACAAAUGGCAUCCUGAAGUUUCUCACCACUGUCCAAAUGUUCCUGUUCUUUUAGUGGGCACGAAGAGAGACUUGAGAAAUGACCUGGAAACAGUUAAAAAGUUGAAAGAGCAAAGCUUGUCUCCCACUACCCCGCAGCAGGGGACUUCGCUGGCUAAACAAAUUGGAGCAGUCAAAUAUUUGGAGUGCUCAGCGCUGAAUCAGGAGGGUGUUCGGGAGGUGUUUGCUGAAGCUGUGCGUGCGGUUCUGUAUCCUGUGACAAAGAAGAACGCAAGAAAAUGUGUCUUAUUGUAGUUACCUUGGGUGAUGGAUGUUCGAAGUUGAAUAUUGGAGGGUUCUUUAAUGAGUUAAAUUGAAGAUUUGCAUCUUGCACUAACAGCUCUAAGCAGAAAUGGUUUAUGCAACAAAUAUUCUUGCAGUCUUACUGCUUCAGGGAUACUGAAACAGAACAGUUUGGGUUCCCCCCCGCCCCCCCCCCCCCAACUGAGAGGUCAAAUAUCUACUUUAUUUCUAAAGUUCUGGUCUUCAGCUUCUCCAGGUAUCACUUGGCUUCUGUCUUUAUUUAGUGGAGGAAAAUAGAAGAAGGGACUGCUUUGAAGCCAGACUUCUUUACUACGUAGCUGUCAGUUACUAGAUUUUGCUGAAAAUAGCAAAUUCUGAUAACUUGGCUUUAAGUGUAGCUGCUGCUUUUCCCAUCGCUUAUUUACUGAUUGAAUUGGUUUUACAAACAGAAGUCUGGCUGUCCAGUUGUUUUAAUUUGUCAGUUUAAAGCUUGAAAACAAUUUGUUUACAUGCAAAAAUACCUGAGAUAUUACUGAGAUUCACCUUAUAGUGAACUGUGAUCGUUUAUACGCAGAGUUAGUAUAAGGCAUGUUUAAUGCAAUGAGCAGGACCCAGGGAACACCUGCAUUUGUUAAUAGAAGCAGGAGCUGAUUUCUUCUGAUAUAAGGAACUUAGAAUAAUGAUGAGUCACUCAAAUGAGUGAUUUUUUUUCAUACUUUUGAAUUGGAGAGGUGGAAGAGUAAUUUAGAUGCAGGUCUUCCAUAAUCAUCUGAACUGAGUUUAUUUCACUCUCCAAAGAGGCUUUGCACCCUGAGAAUAAAGUUAACAGUCAUCUUCUCGGACUGACUGAGGUAGUUGGGAUGACACUUACCAAAAUGGGAUUUUCAGUGUCAUCCCUUUGAUGAAUCCCAGAGACUUGAUAGCAGCCCAUUUGUUCUUGAGGAAUUCAUUGCUUAAGUCCCUAAUGUUUUUGGGGCCACAACCUGAGAUUUUUACAGCAAAUUCCUUUAUUGGUUUUCUGGGAGAAUACUGACAGAAAAUUUGGAAUUUCUAUUUACAGGAACCAGAAACCCUUAUUUUGUCCUGGCAACUCAAUGAUGGUUUCAGUUUAAGUUUUUAACUGUUAGCCAGGCACUGGAUAGGUUUACCUGGACAGUUUUUCUUCCCUACUAGGUGAUCAGUUAUUAUAAACUCUUUUAACUGAAGGUCUGUUUAUGUACUUUUAAACUUUCUUUAGCAGCUUUAGUGAGUGGCAGCUGGCUUUUAUUUUCAGGAUGUGCACUGUUCUUUAUGUGUGAUUCCGGGACCAGCUGAGGAGUGAGCGCAUGAAACCUUCCUUAGACUUACCCUUACAGCUUGGUGGUAUGAAAGCAGCAUGCUUCAAAGAUACUUUGUGUGAAACCAAUGGUGCUGGACUGGGCUUUGUUGUCUGAAGUUGACAGUGCUGUCUUUGUCCGGAUGCAGCCUCAAUUGGUAAUUCAGAACUUGCUUUCUUGUGAUUCCCACACAUGCAAAACUGCACUGGUGUAUACCCUGGGCAGAAAAAAAGCCUCAUUUUAGCAAGAUAACAGAAAAUACAUCAACAAGGUUAUUGGGGAUCUUGUGUUAAUUUGACCUUGCUUUAUCUGAUACGGGCAAAAAUACCCAGUGGAUAGAAACAUUUGUAUUUGUGCCCUGAUUCCCCUCUUUGAAGAGGAUGUGCCUUUCUUCAGCUGGUGUAACUGAUGCUGACACUUAACUGCAACUUUUGUAUAUCUGAGGAAUGCUCCUACUGAAACUGCAACCCACAGAUUUUAAACUGCAGUUAAUCCAAAUACUAGUAUGUGUGGCUAGUGAACCAACACUGACUUCCAAACAUUGCCUGAUUGCAGGCAACACCAAAACACCUGUUAUGCAUGAUGUUUGCAGAAGCCUAGAGACUCUGCAUAUUUUUCUUCACCAAGUGCCAUUGCCUGGAGUGUCUUUGCAUCUUUUGCACUCAUAGAAGAAGUGCUGUUCCAGAUGUGGCUCCUAUUGCAGUGCCCUGCAUGCUGUGAGGGCAUAGGAGUAUUUCAGUGAGGUAACCUCUACUCACCACGUUCUGCCUUUACUUUAGUAGUAGGCCUUUAGUGUGGGCUUGACUCGCAGGCAGCAAUUAACUCUGUGCCUUGUAAUUCAAGAUUAUUUUCUAUAGGUAAAUUUCAGUAACUGAGUACAUAGACUUUAUCAUGUUUAAAAUGUAUUUAUUUAAGCCAGUGCAUGUUUUUUUUUAAUGCUGGUCAGGCCUAAAUCAACUGUCUAGUUACCCUGGUGCAAGCCCAUAACCUUUGCUUCAUUCACAGAUGUACUUUAAAAGAUUUGUGAUAUCUUUGAACUGCUCUUAAUAGACUUAAUUUCAACAACAGGCACCUCUUUUUUUCUACAUAUAUUUGCGAUUUUGUACCGAAGCUACUACUGUUUUAAAGUUUUUACUUUUUUACAUAUUCAGAUCUUUGUUGUGCAUCUUUUGUGGUUAUUCCUAACUGGAUUACAAUAAUUUUGUGAAGAAAACCUUUGAGCAAGUAUUAUUGCACAGCCCUGACCCUGUUUCUGGAGGCUCACAGAGCAGCCAUCCUGGUGUUAACUGGAAGAGAGUAUGGUCAGAUAAAAGUCAACUACUUAAUUUGUUUGAAUUGAUUACAUUAUUGAUUACAUCAUGGUAGAACACUUUAUCCCCAUGUAGAUUACCUAAUAAAUGGGUUGCACAAUAGUACUGAGGAGAAUAACGCAGUAAUGAUGAAAAUGAGCAGAAAGUGAACUUUGAACUGUCAAAAACCUUUUACUGACUUUGGAGUACCUCAUCAAUAGCCAUUUAGAUGCCUUAUAUUUCUGUUGCUUUCUGCCAGGAGCAAAAGUCCUGCUGGCUGACAGCUGGUUUCCUCCAGCCUCUGCUUUUCAUGAGAACGAGCUUCAGGAGCGCACAGAUUGAAUGAGCUUUUCCAUUAGGUGGGCAUUCUCAGUCUGUGGUUCAACCACCCCCCUCCCCCAUUUCUUGGUGCAUUUUAUUGUAAGUAGUCCAGUGCUUCAGUCUACAAUCCAUUCUGUUCCUCCUGCUUUUUGCCUGUGGGUAGGUAAAUACAGACUUCAUCCAGCCCUGCAGCUGGAUUUUGUCUGUUUUCAGGAGAUCAGAAAAGGGGUUAAGCUGUGCAGGUUUCCCGAACUGUUCAAGAUUCCUCGGUUUAUUACUGGAUAGAAACCCAAUGUGUAUGUUUUAAUUUGCAAAAGAGACUCUAUGCAGAGAGCGAUUUUAAUCUUUCGGUUUGAAUUGUUUCUGAAAUACUUAUGUUUUUAAAUAUAGCUGAAGCCAUCCACAGGGGAGCUGAGCAGUUCAGGAAUUCUAUGUCCAAAGGAUGUUACGAGGCACGCUUAAAUGUCUAAGUGCUUUCUCCAGUUUACAGCUGCAAUUAUUUCUGUGAAAUUAAAACUAGAAGAGCCUCACUGUGCUUUGUCCCCCUGUGCUAAACCUGGCUUUGUGGGAACCUUGGUGCUGCUUGGGCUGCCCCCGGGGAGGCGGCCAGGGCUCAUGGGGGUCCCAACCCCCUGGGUGGGCUGCGGGGCCCAUCAGCAGUGGGAGCCCAAGACUCUGAAGUGUGGUACUGAUACAUACACUGGCAACUUGAUUUUAUACUGUAAAAGUAUUUGUAUUACAGCUAACAGUUUUAAAGGAUGAUUAUUAUUUUUUUUUAAAUUAUGCAGAAUUAAGUUGUAAUAAACCUUUCCUCAUCUCUCUGGCUGUCGUAUUAACUCACCCUGCUGUUUGUAACGCACCUGUUCUAAACGUAGUUCUUUCCUGUGGAAAGCCAGACCCCGUUUCUUAAACGCAAUAAACGAUUUUUCGGUGAA